Messenger RNA from Macrosteles quadrilineatus (aster leafhopper), 2053 nucleotides. RefSeq lists its product as uncharacterized. The transcript is spliced from 3 exons. Bases 154 to 948 code for a protein of 264 amino acids. Gene Ontology annotation, biological process: multicellular organism development; proteasome-mediated ubiquitin-dependent protein catabolic process. The record is from RefSeq and is a predicted model, not a curated record. Lineage: Eukaryota; Metazoa; Arthropoda; Insecta; Hemiptera; Cicadellidae. Gene Ontology annotation, molecular function: ubiquitin conjugating enzyme binding; ubiquitin protein ligase activity. Gene Ontology annotation, cellular component: cytoplasm.
GUAUAUCUCUCAACCUAGUAGCUGUGAUCAGUUUUUAUCAACUAACAACCCACCUUGUGUUGUGAUAAGUAGGCCCCAUUUCAGAAUAGGUGUUCUUUGCAAAGAAAACCGAUAUUUCACAAUCCAGCCUACUGGAAGAAAUACAAUUAAAUUAUGGCAGAGUCGGAAAACACUGAAUCUAAAUUGAAGAACAUCACAUCAUCUCUGCAAAAGAUUGUAGAGUGUCCAGUAUGUCUGGACACAAUCCAAAUUCCAUUUAAGACAUGCAGCAGAGGCCAUGGGGUUUGCAACAGCUGCUGCGAGAAGUUAAAUGACUGCCCGACAUGCGAAGGUCCAUUUACAACAGAGAAUCCUGUGUGUUUAAAAAAUAUUCUGGAAGCCAUACCUCGUCAGUGCAAGUACCAUGGAGAUGGUUGCGAAUACAUUAUGGAGGCCGGGAGCGACCAUGAAGAAUUUUGUGGUUUUAGACCUGCAGAGUGUAGGGACAGCGAUUGCAUCGCUGUGAUUCCUUUGAUAAAAUUGGUGGAUCACUAUCAGAAAGAGCAUUGUGACUCGCUCUUUAAGUAUGAAGGAAAUUCACCUCGUUCUUGGAUUUGGGAACAUUAUAAUCUUAAGAAACACAAUUGGGAUCAUUCACUUAUCUUCAUGUUUGACAAUAUAUUCUGGUUUUCUGAUAGAUUAAAUAAGAAAAAUUUAGAACUUACCUUUGAAGCAACUCCAAUUGGGAGGUUGAAAAAUGAAUAUUUUUUAAGAGUACAGUUUGAAAACGAUAAGUUUUUAUAUGCAUCUACAUUAAAGGCUUCUGUGGUGAAAUGCUAUGAAAAAGGGGAGAAAAGUAACACAGUUGAUAAAAAUAAUUGCAUGAUUAUUCCACAGAGUGCCUUACAUGAUAUCAUUAAUGAAAGAAGUCUUGAAUGUAAGACAACGUUUUUUGAACGCCAAAAAUAAAAUCUGCACAUAAAAUUUAUUUAAAUUGUGUUGCAAUGUUUAAGUUUUGUGUAUGAAUGUUUGAUAUUUUAGGUUUUCCUCCCUCAGCUGUGUAGAAUACCAGCCUAUUCAAUCAGGAUAAAACUUGAACAAUCUAUUAUGCUUUAUUUUAUUAUAUUUACAGUAUAAGGGUUAGGUUAAAGUGUAAGCUUUGUAAACUUAAUAGUCAAUGCUUAUACUUAAAUAUCCUGUCAUCAUCAAGGAAUCUAAUAUAGUCCAGUACAAAUAGCAACAAAAAAUGACCUAACGAUAUCCAUAGUGAAAGCUAAUUUUUUACUUGUUCAAUAUUCACUAGUCCUAAUAUUUCAUAGUACAAAGUUACACUAAUGUAAGCAUUGGGGGGUUAAAAAAUCAGUAGUUUUCUUUUAAAUGUCUUGAUAACUUUGCGGUUAAGCGCAAAUCACUUUAAGUUACUUACAAAAAAUAAUUUAGGAUAAAUUAUCGUUCACUGUAAUAGUUAUUUAGAUAUUUCAUAAAAUGCAAAAAACUGCAGAUUUUUAACUUUUUAACCCUUACCCCGGAACAUAAUAUGGGAUGGGAACUGUAUUGAACGGUUUUGAGUCAAAAGUUAGCUUUCACUUUGGAUCUUCAGGUUUCGGUCCAACUGCACCUAAUAUCAAAGACUAGCAUGAUGUGCAAAUGUGUACCAUGAUAUGACUUUACAGUGCCUUUAACUAAAUGAUUUUGUUGCUGUGAAGAGUAAUACGAUAGUGACAUAUAAUAGAGGAAACUUGGACAAUAUGUUUUAAGAUUUGUAUGUGUAUGGUUUAAAAUGUCAAUUAAUUUAGCUCAUGAGAUACGGUACAAUGAAUAUCUGUAAUAUGCAGAUAGUAGGGCUGGGCAAAAUGAUUUGUGAUGUUAUCAUUUUAAAAGUGAUCUAAACUACGUCAUUAUUUUGUAUUUUGCCACACAAUGAUGCAAAUGAUGGUGUUUCUUGGUAGGUCUACUUUUUUAUUUAUUUUCUAUUAAAGCUAUUUAUUUUCUAUUUUAAAGAUAUUAUGCUAGUUUAAGUAUUUUGAUAAGCUUAUGUAAUCUAAAAAAGCCAGACUCAAUGAAACUUAACUUG